AUGCAUUUCUUUCCUUAUUCCAUUCAAAAACUGUUGUGCUUUAAAUCGUGAAAUGCAAUUUACCAGGCUUCCCGCUUAUGAUGACGUACUGCCCGUGGAUUCUACCCACUACCUCGCAGAGCUUCAAAAGUUGGGGUAUAUUCAGUGUGGAGUUCACUGUUCGGUUCUUAAACCGCAUUGUGCAGGGAUGUUGUACAACGGUAGCCUGAAGACUUGUAUAUUACUUAAAUCUCACUUGAACAGUGGACUAGUUAACUGGGAUCAGCCGCAUUUUGGAUGGAGAUUGUUGGUGAACUUAAAUGCAUGUCAGCCAGGAUGGUCUCCCUUUGAUGGUCACUGUUAUUUUCUGAACAUGACCUCAGAUGUACACGAUGUAGCCUCGGCGACGUGUCAACAGCAUGGGGGGUAUCUGGUGGAGACCGACUCGUCGGAGGAGAACACGUGGUUAACAAAGGAAUUCCAUAGUUCAGGCGGUUGGAUUUGGAAUGGAAUCAGUGACAAGGUUCAAAAUGGAAAAUACAGAUGGACACGCCCGGAUAGUCAGGUGACUUUCACGGGAUGGCGACCAGGAGAGCCCAGUGGCGGAUCAGGUUCACAGUGUGCAGGUUUCGACCAGACCGGAAUUUGGAAUGAUAUGGGGUGUAAUCAGCGGUACAGAUACAUCUGUGAAAGGGAUUUUUGACAAUUUUGGAUUUUGUAGAUCAUCUAAUAGCGUAGAGAUUCCACUGCACGUUGAUGAUUUCACUCAGAAAAUGCACAUAUGUAAAGUGAA
Molecule: messenger RNA, 772 nt
Organism: Ostrea edulis (European flat oyster)
Lineage: Eukaryota; Metazoa; Mollusca; Bivalvia; Ostreida; Ostreidae
Product: perlucin-like protein
Exons: 4
Coding region: 53-682 (209 amino acids)
Source: RefSeq, a predicted model, not a curated record